Messenger RNA from Gymnodraco acuticeps, 1983 nucleotides. RefSeq names its product mitochondrial ribosomal protein L30 (gene mrpl30). The transcript has 5 exons. Gene Ontology annotation, molecular function: structural constituent of ribosome. Gene Ontology annotation, cellular component: mitochondrion; large ribosomal subunit. Bases 300 to 776 code for a protein of 158 amino acids. NCBI's taxonomy places the organism in Eukaryota, Metazoa, Chordata, Actinopteri, Perciformes, Bathydraconidae. Gene Ontology annotation, biological process: translation. The record is from RefSeq and is a predicted model, not a curated record.
AAUGUAACUCCUCGAAGCUUCCGGUGUAGACAUCCAUGGAGGACAUAACUGUCAUGACAACAACGUGACUUACCGUUUGCGUUUCUUCUUCAGCUCUUGAAUCAAUGUCGUCGGUUUGAAUUCAGUGAAUAUAAUGUGAAAUUAGUUACGUGUUUAUCCGUCGCGUUCAUUAUCGUUUGGUCUACUCUGCGUUUAGCAGGGCUGCACGGUAACGUUAACCUUGGCGUGCACCACAGUAGUUUAACUAACUAGUGGCUGUCAAUUUAACCGUCACUGUCACUAAGGCUACCGAAUUAAAGAUGUCGGGGGUCUGUCGUGGUUUGAGCUCAGUGAAGCUCCUGACAGAAGCUACACUUUUGCAGCGUUGCCCAUUAUUUGUACCGGCACGCAGCAAAUUCACCAAAGCAAGAGUCCCCAAAGAGAUUUUUGAAGAGAGAUCAAAAGAGCAUGACCGAUAUGGAGGAGAUCCAGAACAACCUCACAAACUGCACAUCGUGACACGAGUCAAGAGUACCAUGAGACGACCGUACUGGGAGAAAGACCUCGUGAAAUACCUGGGGCUCGAAAAGGCUCAUACACCUGUCAUUCACAAAAACACACCUGCCGUCAACAACCAACUGAAAUUUGUCAAACAUCUUGUGAGGAUCCAGCCUCUGAAGACGCCCUACGGCCUGCCAGCUGAGCAGGACAUGGGAGACACUUACAUCAACACCAAAGGAGAGCUGAUCGUCCACCGCCUCCUCCAGCCUGCAGACCCCAAAGCUCUCAAAUCCUAGCUCCGCUUCCACAUCAUGUUCAUUCAAAGUUCAAUUGUUCCAAAAUAUCAUGAAAUAUCUUGUGCUCCAUAGCUUCCUGUUCUGGUUUCACCACAAUGAGCAAAAGGAAUAUGGUUUAAACAGUUUUUGUAUUUACUCAAAUGUCUAUCUAAAUAUUGCAAGUAUGCAACAGAUGAUGGUUCAAAUUCUAAAGUAAACAUGACUUGUUAAAACACAUAAAUUAAAAGCCUUUUGAAAUGAAUGUUUCCUUUUUGCUUGUAUUUCAGAGAAAGUCAUUUCUCACCUGCUGGAAAUGUUUCGAUCAAGUUUCAGCUCAAGGGUCCUCUCACAGGUUUUUACAAUAUUGUUUAUUGAUCCUGUUGCGAGAAGCUCCUUGAUUUUCUUUGGGAAUGUAGAAAAAAACAUAUUUAAAAAAAAGUCUAGUAUGGCAUUGGGACAGUUUAAGUUGGUACGCAAUGGCUGUUUUUCAUGCAUCACUGUCCUGUUGCUCAUGUUAAGACGGUUCUAUUUACGUACAUUUAUAUUCUUAUUGGUCAUUCCAGUUUAGUGACAUGUAAUUCUGUUAUCCCAAACCAACUAUGAUCAGCCAGCGUAAUGGAAGACACCUGAAUCACACUAAAGGGUUAUACUCCCUGCAUUCAUCUUUUCCAGGAAGAAUAGUCAAACGAGGUACAUUGCAAUGCAUUAUGGGAAUUGAAGGAUCAUGUUUUAGUAGGGUUUUUACCCAUACUAACUUAGUGUGCUACAAUUUGCUACAUCAGUUUCUCACACAGAAUAACAAAAUCCCAGAGGCAGACAUUUUUAAGUCAUUUUUAUUAAGUCCGCAUCAGUCAAGUCGAACUCCUGCUACAAGUAAAUGUGUAAAAAUGUUUUCUGACGCUUUUGAUUAUCUAGGUAAUUCUGCAUCAUGUUUUCCGUUCUAACGUCAGACUCACAGAGGAACAAGGAAACACAGGAGAAUCAGAGCAAUGUGAAUGAGAACGCCUGCAAUUCAUGAGGAAGCUUCAAGGUUUCAGUCACUGAGAAAAUCAACACCAACACGUGGGAGAUAUUGGACCAAUGGCUGGCUCAGUGAAGCUUUCUGUAUCAGCUAGAAGUUUCCAUGUUAUUAAAAGGCAUGUUUGUCAUGUUGAUGUUAUUCAAACAUGGAAGGCAAUUCGUUAAAAAAAGCUGAAACAAAAGAUUUUAUGGAAAACAUUAUGAGACA